Ictidomys tridecemlineatus (thirteen-lined ground squirrel) is the source of this 2950-nucleotide messenger RNA. It is a transcript of the gene Cdc6, whose product is annotated as cell division cycle 6. Gene Ontology annotation, molecular function: ATP hydrolysis activity; DNA replication origin binding. Gene Ontology annotation, biological process: cell division; DNA replication initiation; mitotic DNA replication checkpoint signaling. Gene Ontology annotation, cellular component: nucleus. Lineage: Eukaryota; Metazoa; Chordata; Mammalia; Rodentia; Sciuridae. The record is from RefSeq and is a predicted model, not a curated record.
UCAGCCAAUGGGAAGCGUGGCUGGGCUUUAGCGCGAAGCGGGAAUGCUGCGACUGUGCGGAUUUGGCGCGAGCUGACUUUUCUACUGCUGGUGUGUAAUUUGGGGGAGCUUGUGGUAGAGAGUCCCUGAGGCCGUGUGAGACGCGAAAAGGAACCUGCACUGAGGCUGCUCUGUUCUUUUUUGAAUCCUGCUGUGUUGCCAUCAUGCCUCAAACCAGAUCCCAGGCACAGGCUACAAUCAAUUUUCCCAAAAAGAAGCUAUCUCAGGCUUUGAACAAAACCAAAAACUCUAGUGACACUAAACUACAACCAACAAAUGUCCAGGCUAUACCCUCUUCUCCUGGUGUAAAGAGUCUGCCUCUCAGCCCUAGAAAACGUCUAGGUGAUGACAACCUAUGCAACACUCCCCAUUUAUCUCCCUGUUCUCCACCAAAGCAAGGCAAGAAAGAGAAUAGCCUCCCUCGUUCACAUACAACUAAGGGACGGAGAUUGGUAUUUGACAACAAUCAGCUGACAGUUAAGUCUCCUAGCAAAAGAGAACAAGCCAGAAUUCAUCAAAAUAAAAUACUUCCCUCAGUUCAAAAAGAUCAGGAGAUUAUAACAAAUUCUGAACAGAAAUGUCCAAUGGAGAAAGACUCUGCACUUUUGAGAUUAUUCAAGCAAGAAGGUACUUGCUACCGACAAGCAAAGGUUGUCCUGAAUACAGCUGUCCCAGAUCGUCUGCCUGCCAGAGAAAAGGAAAUGGAUGUUAUCAGGAAUUUCCUGAGGGAACACAUCUGUGGGAAAAAAGCUGGAAGUCUGUACCUUUCUGGUGCUCCUGGAACUGGAAAAACUGCCUGUUUAAGCCGAAUUCUGCAAGACCUCAAGAAGGAAGUAAAAGGCUUUAAAACUAUCAUGCUGAAUUGCAUGUCCUUGAGGAAAGCCCAGGCUGUAUUCCCAGCUAUUGCUCAGGAGAUUUGUCAAAAAGAAGUAUCCAGGCUAUCUGGGAAGGACAUGAUGAAGAAACUGGAAAAACAUAUGACUACAGAGAAGGGCCCCAUGAUUGUGUUGGUGUUGGACGAGAUGGAUCAACUGGACACCAAAGGGCAGGAUGUAUUAUACACACUGUUUGAAUGGCCAUGGCUGAGCAAUUCUCGAUUAGUGCUGAUUGGUAUUGCUAAUACCCUGGAUCUCACAGACAGAAUUCUGCCAAGGCUGGAAGCUAGAGAAAAAUGUAAGCCACAGCUAUUGAACUUCCCACCUUAUACCAGAAACCAGAUAGCCACAAUCUUACAGGAUCGACUUAAUCAAGUGUCUGGAGAUCAGGUUCUGGACAAUGCUGCAAUUCAGUUCUGUGCCCGCAAAGUCUCCGCUGUUUCAGGAGAUGUUCGCAAAGCGCUAGAUGUUUGCAGGAGAGCUAUUGAAAUUGUAGAGUCGGAUGUCAAAAGCCAGACUAUCCUCAAACCACUGUCUGAGUGUAAAUCAUCCUCUGAGUCUCUGGUUCCCAAGCGUGUUGGUCUUACUCACAUAUCCCAAGUUAUUUCAGAAGUUGAUGGUAACAGGAUGAAUUUGGGCCGAGAAGGAGCACAGGAUUCCUUCCCUCUCCAACAGAAGAUUUUGGUCUGCUCUUUGCUGCUUUUGACCAGGCAGUUGAAAAUCAAAGAAGUCACUCUGGGGAAGUUAUAUGAAGCCUACAGUAAUGUCUGUCGUAAACAGCAGGUGGCAGCUGUGGACCAGUCAGAGUGUUUGUCACUUUCAGGGCUCUUAGAAUCCAGGGGAAUUUUAGGAUUAAAGAAAAACAAGGAAACCCGAUUUACAAAGGUGUCUUUGAAGAUUGAUGAGAAGGAAAUAGAGCAUGCUCUGAAAGACAGAGCUUUAAUUGGAAAUAUCUUAGCUACUGGAUUGUCUUAAAUUCUUCUCUCACAUCCACCCAAAAGUAUUCAUCUGGCAUUUAGAGAGCUAUGGAGUCUUCAUUUUAGUAAUUUAUACAUUCACUCCAAAACCAAAUAUGACUUUUUUUACUCGACAGCAAGGAAUUUUAAUCUAUAGAUUCAUGAAUAUUAGCACAGAAUAAUAUCAGUGGGUCUUAUUUUUAUACAUAAAUGAAUAAGUAAACCCUUUUUAAAUUAAAUUAACUGCCUCUCCAAGUAUACAGAAUUAUAUUGUGGAAUGUGUAAAUCUUUACCUCUAAGUUUCCUCAAACAUUGGUAUAUUUUCUUAAGAACUCGGAGGUUAAGGUAAGAAGAAUGAAAAAGAAUGAGGAAAAAAAAGUCUACAUGGAGACUUGAAGGACGUUUCAUUUCUUUAUGGAGAACUACUAUGUUCAUGGUGCUGAAGUACCACAUUGUGACAUUGUGACAUUUUUAAGACAGUCAUCAGAGUUUUUUGGAUACUCCUAACCUUGUGGGGGUAGUUAGAAGAAUGUAACUUUACAGAUUGUGAAUAUAUUUAUUUAUUUUCAAGUUGUAUUUGUUGUGUGUGUGUGUGUGUGUGUGUGUUGCUGAGGAUUGAACUUAGGGCCUCGUGCAUGCAAGGCAAGCACUCUACCAACUGAGCUAUAUCCCCAACCCUGUAUUUGUCUUUUUAAGCAUUCAUAUUUUAAGAGACCUCAGGCUUUCAGAAAGCAAUGUGAAAAUUCCUUACCAAACAUUUCCAGUCUUUGCUGCCCUCAAUUCUAAGCCAUUGGUUCAAGAUGCUGCCACUAGGGUUGGAUUUUCAUCUGAACAGAUGUUUUUCCAGUUUUAUUAGAUGAAUUAAUCCUUAUGGUUACUUAAGACUCCUCUGACUUUGGUUUCUAGUAGCAUUAAAUGGCAGUUUGUGACAGGAACACUAGAGGGCACCAUUACAACACUACUCAAAGUGUAGGCUUGAGGCUGGGAUGGUUUUGAGGGAAGGGGUGGAAAGGUACUUAGGUUUGAUUUGUUUGGAAGAUUGCUUGUAUUACUUGAGCAAAUAAAUGCCUGAGAUAUAAA